This is a messenger RNA of Octodon degus (degu), 3358 nucleotides long. It is a transcript of the gene Usp4, whose product is annotated as ubiquitin specific peptidase 4. The transcript is spliced from 22 exons. The record is from RefSeq and is a predicted model, not a curated record. The coding region runs from base 75 to 2966 and encodes 963 amino acids. Gene Ontology annotation, molecular function: cysteine-type deubiquitinase activity. Gene Ontology annotation, biological process: protein deubiquitination. NCBI's taxonomy places the organism in Eukaryota, Metazoa, Chordata, Mammalia, Rodentia, Octodontidae.
UGUGUGGGCGUGGCUCCUUGCACGCCGUGCGCGGGGCGGAUGUCCGGGCCGGCAGGGCCGGGGCGGCGGACGAGAUGGCGGAAGGCCGGGGAUGCGGUGAGCGACCGGAUGUGGAGACCCAGAAGUCGGAGCUCGGCGCUUUGCUAAGGACCACGCUUCAACGGGGGGCGCAGUGGUAUCUUAUUGACAGCCGAUGGUUCAAGCAAUGGAAGAAGUACGUGGGCUUUGAUAGCUGGGAUAUGUAUAAUGUGGGAGAACAUAACCUAUUUCCUGGACCAAUAGACAACUCUGGACUCUUUUCAGAUCCUGAGAGUCAGACCUUGAAAGAACACUUAAUUGAUGAGCUGGACUAUGUGUUGGUCCCAACUGAGGCCUGGAACAAACUACUGAAUUGGUAUGGCUGUGUGGAGGGCCAGCAGCCUAUUGUCAGGAAAGUUGUGGAGCAUGGCCUGUUUGUCAAGCACUGCAAAGUGGAGGUAUAUUUGCUGGAACUGAAGCUCUGUGAGAACAGUGACCCCACCAAUGUGCUGAGUUGCCAUUUCAGCAAGGCAGACACCAUUGCAACCAUUGAGAAGGAAAUGCGGAAGCUUUUUAACAUCCCAGCAGAUCGUGAAACGCGGCUCUGGAAUAAAUACAUGAGUAAUACCUAUGAGCAGCUGAGCAAGCUGGACAACACUAUCCAGGAUGCUGGGCUGUACCAAGGCCAGGUGCUAAUAAUUGAGCCCCAAAACGAGGAUGGCACAUGGCCCAGGCAGACCCUGCAGGCAAAAUCAACCACUGCACCUAGCAGAAAUUUUACUACCUCUCCAAAAUCAUCAGCGAGUCUCUCUUCCUCAGUAUCCGCCUCUCCCGUUGCAAAUGGUGAUAGCACUAACACCUCUGGGGUGCACAGUUCCAGUGUCAGCAGGGGUGGAUCUGGCUUCUCUGCUUCGUAUAAUUACCAGGAGCUUCCAUCUUCUCAUAUCCAGCCUGGUCUCUGUGGACUUGGAAACCUGGGAAACACCUGCUUCAUGAACUCUGCUUUGCAGUGCUUGAGCAACACCGCACCACUGACUGACUACUUUCUCAAAGAUGAGUAUGAGGCCGAAAUCAACAGAGACAACCCUCUGGGCAUGAAAGGGGAGAUUGCAGAGGCCUAUGCAGAGCUCAUUAAGCAGAUGUGGUCUGGAAGGGACACUCAUGUGGCACCUCGCAUGUUCAAAACCCAAGUGGGACGCUUUGCUCCUCAGUUUUCUGGCUACCAGCAGCAAGACUCUCAGGAGCUGUUAGCCUUUAUUCUAGAUGGAUUGCAUGAAGAUCUGAAUCGGGUCAAGAAGAAGCCCUACCUGCUGCCAAAGGAUGCCAACGGGCGGCCAGAUGCGGUUGUAGCGAAGGAAGCCUGGGAAAACCAUAGAUUGCGAAAUGAUUCUGUGAUUGUGGACACGUUCCAUGGCCUCUUCAAAUCAACAUUGGUUUGUCCAGAAUGUGCUAAGGUUUCUGUCACCUUUGACCCAUUUUGCUACCUAACUCUUCCACUUCCUUUGAAGAAAGAUCGAGUUAUGGAAGUCUUCCUGGUUCCUGCUGACCCUCACUGCAGACCUACCCAGUAUCGUGUGACAGUGCCACUGAUGGGGGCCAUGUCUGACCUGUGUGAGGCUCUCUCCAGGCUGUCUGGCAUUGCGGCAGAAAAUAUGGUGGUCACAGAUGUAUAUAAUCACCGGUUCCACAAAAUUUUCCAAAUGGAUGAAGGUUUAAGCCACAUCAUGCCACGGGAUGAUAUUUUUGUGUACGAAGUCUGCAGCACCUCCACAGAUGGCUCAGAGUGUGUCAUACUUCCAGUCUACUUCAGGGAAAGAAAGUCCAGGCCAGCAGGCUCUACCUCUGGGGCGGUGCUCUACGGGCAGCCACUGUUGGUGUCCAUCCCCAAGCACAAGCUGACUCUGGAGUCUUUGUACCAGGCUGUUUGUGAUCGCAUCAGCCGCUAUAUAAAGCAACCUUUGCCUGACGAGUUUUGCAGCUCGCCCUUGGAGCCUGGGGCCUGCAAUGGCUCCAGGGGCAGCUGUGAAGGAUAUGACGAAGAAAUGGAGCAUCAGGAUGAAGGCAAAGAGCAGCUUUCAGAGCCAGAAGGCAGUGAAGAGGACAACCUGGAAGGUGACCCCAGUGAGGCCACCCAAAAGAAAGUCAAGGACCAGCCUUGUCCAAGAAGGCUUUUUACUUUCAGUCUUGUGAACUCCUAUGGAACAGCUGACAUAAAUUCAUUUGCAACUGAUGGAAAACUGCUCAAACUCAACUCCCGAUCCACACUGGCUAUUGAUUGGGACAGUGAAACCCGGAGCCUUUACUAUGAUGAGCAGGAAUCUGAGGCCUAUGAGAAGCACGUAAGCAUGGUGCAGCCUCAGAAGAAAAAGAAGACCUCCGUGGCUUUGCGAGACUGUAUUGAGCUUUUUACCACCAUGGAGACCCUUGGCGAGCACGACCCCUGGUACUGUCCCAACUGUAAGAAGCACCAGCAGGCCACAAAGAAGUUUGACCUGUGGUCAUUGCCUAAGAUUCUAGUAGUUCACCUCAAACGUUUCUCCUACAAUAGAUACUGGAGGGAUAAGCUUGACACAAUUGUGGAAUUCCCAGUCAGAGCUUUGAACAUGUCCGAGUUUGUCUGUGACCCAUCAGCCAGGCCUUACAUGUACGACCUCAUUGCUGUGUCCAAUCACUAUGGAGCCAUGGGAGUUGGCCACUACACUGCAUAUGCGAAGAACAAGUUCAGUGGGAAAUGGUAUUACUUUGAUGACAGCAGCGUGUCCCUGGCCUCGGAGGACCAGAUCGUGACGAAGGCUGCAUAUGUGCUGUUUUACCAGCGUCGGGAUGAAGACGAGUGCAAGGAGCCUCCGCUCCCCUGCUUCCCUGGUUCCUGUGACGGAGGGAUGAGGCCAGGCAGCUCGCAACAGGGACUGGGGGAUGAUGAGGCUUGCAGCAUGGACACCAACUGAUGUAACUCAGGGACCCUGCCACCCCACGGCACCAUUGCCAUCUCCAGGAGACAGCCACUGGAUGUGAAAAACACAGGAAAAAAACUCCCUUUUUUUGUGACAUGAGAAAGCCCAUUUGCUCAGAGGCUGAAAGUGCUUUUAAAACUGGUGGUGUGAGAAGCUUGUGGACUUGAACCACAGUGCGGGCAUGGUGGAGCGGCCAGCUAGAGCCCUGGGGUGGGGAAGACAUGGGCAGGGUUCAGCGGGGCCUGUGCUUCUGGUGCCCAUCCGGGUCACCAUCGUAGUGGAGCCAUGGUAAACCAAGCCUCAAGUAAACUUGAUAUUGUCCCCUUGUCUUUUGCUGUUCAUUGACAUGGGUUUAUAAUUUUAUAAAAAUUAGCUACUGAAGCCUG